Phaedon cochleariae (mustard beetle) is the source of this 1087-nucleotide messenger RNA. Lineage: Eukaryota; Metazoa; Arthropoda; Insecta; Coleoptera; Chrysomelidae. The record is from the annotation of a GenBank genome assembly.
GUGUGAAUAACUUUCAAAUUCAGUUCAUUUUCACAUAAGACAAGAAAAUGAUGGUAUUGCUAAAAGUAUUCCAAGAAAUAUUCAACAAAUAUUAACUAGAAAUAAGAUUCACAAUGGCGAAAGUUCUUUCUCGUAGAAUCACUGGUUUAUUUUCCAUUAAAAAAGUAAAGAAUGGAAAGGAAUUUUCAAUUCUCACUUGCAACCCAUACACUUCUCUUGUGUCCUACAAUUUGAAUCGAGAAUCCGUACUUCAGUCAAAAGAUUAUGAGUAUAGACAUAUUUUAUCAACAAUUAAAUAUGAUUAUAUAAGGUGCUAUUCAGCUUUACCUAAUGAUGAUAAAGACAGAGAACUUGAGAAGGAAACAAAAAAAUUAUCAAUUUUCCAGAAAUUCAAACAGAUGUAUAGAGAUUAUUGGUAUGUUCUCUUACCUGUCCACAUUGUCACAUCAUCUGUAUGGUUCGGAGGAUUCUAUUACAUGGCCAAAAGUGGAAUCGAUAUUCCAGCUAUUCUUGAAUCCUGGCAUGUUAGUGAAAAAUUAGUCAACCCUCUAAGAGACUCAAGCAUGGGUUACAUAGCAGUAUCUUAUGCCUUGUACAAAAUAGCCACCCCUGCAAGAUACACUGUAACUUUAGGUGGAACAACUAUUUCCAUCAACUACUUGAAGAAAUGGGGCUAUAUAAAACCAGUACCUAGCAAAGAAAGAAUGAAGGAAUUAUAUAUGGAGAAGAAGGACACACUAUCAAAGAGCAUGUUAGAUACUAGGGAAGAUUUAAGAGAGAAAAAGGAGAAUAUAAUGGAGACUAUACAAGAGACUAAGGAAGAGCUAAGGGAGAGAAAAGAUGAUAUAAUUGAGACCAUAAAAGAGACUAAGGAAGAACUAAAGGAAAAGAAAGACCAUUUGAUGGAGAGUAUUUCCAAAACCCAGAAGAAUUUCAAAAAGAAAAAAAGUGAAAUCAAAGAAAAGUUGUCUGGUUUCAAUGAAAAAACUUAAAAUAUGAGUAUAAGAACUGUAUUAUUUUAAAAUAUAUUAUUAUAUAGUGUUUUACUCUUCACUAGAACAGAGAUUUUUACAUUCUUGGUGAAAAA